AUGUAUUAUUAAAAAUAUAAGAUAUGUAAUUUUAAAAGGAACUUUGUAUUGAAAGAGGAAAUUUUGUAGUUAAGAUUUUAAAACAUUGAAUACAUCUAAUUAAGUUUAACUUUCUUUCUUUUGUAACACGAUUAGUUCCAAUUAUAGAUUCAAUAAUGUAUUAUUAAUUAACAAAGGAGAAAAAAAAUGAAAAUAAUCAUUUCAAUUGACUAAAUUUAGUAUAUUCAUCUUUUGUAUUUCCUUUCUUAAUAUGUAGAGAAAUAAUCACAUUUUUGUCUCCCGUGUACUUUAUGUCCACCUAUUUAUACUGGCAUCAACUGAUCAAAACAAAACAAUCAUUGGCUUACAUAUACAAUACAAGGUCUCUGCUAAGCUCAUCACCAUUUUAAGAAACAAACACAACAACAACAUGAAGUUCUCUGAGAUAACAAUGAAGAUUGCUCUAUUGCUUCUUUGUUUAAUAGCCGUCCAAACAAUGGCCGAACAGUUCGAAGACAAAACUGGUGAAAUCCCACCAAUCCCAUCGGAUCCUACACUAGAUCCUCCUCCUCCAAGCCCAUCCUCUAACAGCGAGAACACCAUGUUUAUGCCUGAAAACAGUUUCUUCGAUGACAUCACUAUGCUAUUUUCCCCUGAACCAGAAACCUAAGCUGGAAAGUUCAGAAAAUAUUAUUAUCAGU
This is a messenger RNA of Brassica napus (rape), 680 nucleotides long. RefSeq lists its product as uncharacterized. The transcript has a single exon. Bases 410 to 649 code for a protein of 79 amino acids. The record is from RefSeq and is a predicted model, not a curated record. Lineage: Eukaryota; Viridiplantae; Streptophyta; Magnoliopsida; Brassicales; Brassicaceae.